CUCUCUCUCUUUCUCUCUCUCUCUCCCCCACAAUUCGUCGCCGAGCCUUUGCAACCUGAGCAAUUCAGCAAGACGUAAUGCUGAGAUUGACGAUAAUGGUGGCUUAUCCAAUUAUCUGACAAACAGACUCUCUCUCGCUCUCUCUCAUGACUAUAACACAUCAUGCAGCCCCCCAGAAAAUUCAGCUGUGGAGCAAUAUUUGAGAGUUGUUAUUCAAAGAUUUGAGCCUUAGAUUCUUUAUCAAGUUCUGCUGAUCUAGACUUAUGGUUGUCCUUUAUGGAGGACAAUUUUUACCGAUGCACUAUUGCUUCACGAAAGUUCCAAGAGAGGUGUUCCAGGUGAAAUUUUAACUUCGGGGGUGCAUUCUGCCACUUCAAAAUGAUGAUGAUCAUUAUGGAGCAAGAGACUGAAGAGGCUGGGGACAAAUUGUAAUUUUUCUAUGUUGCGGGCAUUCUGCUGGCUAUCAACAUGGAGGACCCCUGUGAUGAUGGUUUUGAGGGAUCAAAUGAUGAGCUAAGUAUUUUUAGAGAGGUACUUUAUGGAAAUUACACUGGUGACAGAAAGAAAAUGUCACCAUCUGUUCAACCUAAUAGCUGUGAGUCUGAAUCCAGUAGAAAAAUGGAUCUCUCAGUCUGUUCUAAUGGUGAAAAUUCUGCUCUGACCAGUCUUUGUGCUUCUAAAAAUACUUUCUGCGAGAAAUCUUUUGUUGUAGACGAAGAUCCUGGAAAGAUUUCCAGUUUCACAGAUAAGAAUGACCAAGUAUCUUGCGUAAAGGGGAUUGAAUUUCCAGCAGAUCAGCUUGCUAGUCCUGUGCCAGACUUGAAGAGAGGUUUCAGUUCAUCAUGCUGCUCUAACAAGAAUAUUUCUGGCAUGUCUGGUCAAGAGAAAUUCAUCGUGGCAGAAUCUUCCAGUAAGGGGGUUGCAUACAACUCCUAUGUGCUAAAAGAGCUCAUGCAAGUGGACAACAAAGCUUGUGUGGGAAAUACUAGUACUUCAAACUGUAGAAUUACAGGUUCAGAUUGUAAUGGUAGCAUGGAAUUUGCUGUAAAGAAAGCUAUUGCUUCACCUGCUUCACAGGAGAGCAUUGCAAACAGAAUAGUUGCAGUAAGCCCAUCUGCCAAUGCCGCUGACAAGUCCAGUCCCCUGCAUGCUGAUGAAAGGCCAAUUGCUUAUGGAUUUCCUCCAAUUAGUGUGUCUGAUGGUUCUUCCAUUGCAAAGGAGCCUCGCCGUCUUCUCCAGCACCAUGCUUUUCACUUACUUAUGGCAGCGGGAUGGCUUAUCACCAUGCAUCAAAGACCUAGUAGGCGUUAUACGGAGUACAAAUUUCGAUCACCUGCAGGGAGGUCAUUCCGUGAAUUCUCUAAAGCGUGGAUAUCAUGCGGACAAAUGUUACUGGCCAAUCAAUGUGCUUUGGUGCAGGAAGAUGAGAGUAAAGAAUGGAAUGAUUUCAGUUUGUUCCUGUCAGAUUUGACAAAGUUGUUGUUGAGUAUUGAGAGAGAACUAAAUCAGUCAGAAUUGUCUAGCUCAUUGGCUCAUCGCUGGAAUCUCUUAGAUCCCUUUGUGGCAGUAAUGUUCCUUGAUAAGAAAAUUGGUAUACUAAGAAAAGGUGAAGUAGUAAAAGUAAGACCGAGUUUGCUCACCGACAUGAACAGGAGAAGAAAUGCUGCUUUGGCUGCGAAAAAAAAUGAUAUCUGUGGAGACUUGUUCUCUGCGAGCCAAAUUUCUGGUUUUCUUGGUGAUUCAUCUCAGGCCUGUGGAAGUGAGGUGACGGAUGUUGAUGGGAACUGCUUUGCUUCUGCAAAGCUAUCUCGCACUGGCUGUUCCUCAGGAUAUGGCAUACAAAGAACUGAUGGGAGUCCUGGGACUUUUUUGACUGGGAUGUCUUUUUGUACCACUGGUAGUGGCGUCACUCCUUUUAUUCAAACUGCCAAUGCGACUGCGGAUUACUCUCAGGGGAACAAAAUCUGCGACCUGGAUCCCCUACCAUUACCGGCUCCUGGUCCUGGUGGUGGCACUUCAUCUGGCCAUACCCUGUAUUAUCGUCCUGCUUAUUCAGAAAAUGUAAGUGUUCCGCUUGAAGGAUUGAGAACAGUCUUCCAUCUGGGUGUGGAUGGCAAGUUGAAUCGCUUGAGUUACAAUGAAGAGGGUUCUGAGCAUGACAUGGAGAGACAUAAGCAGGUUUUGGAAGAUGUAUCAUUGGUGACCUGUGAAAAUAAAGGAGAGUCAUUUAAGGACCAAGAUGCUAUUAAGAUAAGAAUAAAUCCAGCAGCUUUCCCUUGUCAUUGUUCCAGAGAUGAACCAGGUGUAGCCAUCGUAUUGAAUUCCGGAGCUGUCGAGCAGUCUGGGCAUGGCAAAGAAGUGGACUGUGCUGAUGUUCCCGCAGAUGUUAGUUUGAGAAAGAAAAUAAGAAGGAAGUCAAAGAAGAUAUCUGAAAUAAAGUCAACAACAUUGGACCAGGAUGAUAUAAUGGGCGUGACUUUGCCGAACAAGGCCGAGUCUCCAGGAAUUGGUACAGACAGCUCUCACUCGGAGUUGAAUGAGGUUCAGGAUCUUUUGGUAACAGAAGAAAGAUUUAAAGGAAGUUGCAAGUCCUCGUGUUUCAGCCUUCCCAAGUACCAGAGUGAGAAUAGAAAGCUGAAAUAUAAGAAGAGUAGCCGAGAAUGUGAUACUUCGAAAAAUAGAUCAAAGAAAAGAAAGUGUGAUAUUGAAGAUGAUGAGCUGCUUGUCUCAGCGAUAAUGAAAAACCAAGAAGUCAGUGGAAGUGCUUCCAAAUCUACGCCUAAAACCAAGUGUCGUAGAAUAAGGGCUAGAAGGAUGCUGAAAAAGCAGAAGGGUGCAUGCAAGUUGCGUCCAAGGAAUUUCGGCAAGGGGGGCAAGCCCUUAAUGGAUGGGAGUUCCUUGCUAGGUGCUAGAACUGUGUUGUCAUGGUUGAUAAAUUCUGGAGUAAUUUCUCUUAAUGAUGUUAUCCAAUACCGUGAUCUUAAAGACAAUACCGUGAAGAAGGAUGGUCAGGUUACUUGGAAUGGCAUCAUAUGCAGGUGCUGUACUAUGGUGCUAUCAGUUUCUCAAUUCAAGGUUCAUGCAGGGUUCAAAAAGAAUCGUCCGUGCUUGAACCUUUUCAUGGAAUCCGGUGAGCCAUUUGCCUUGUGUGUACUUGAGGCCUGGUCAUCUGAAUAUAAGUUGAGGAAAAGUGGAAGGCCGAAUGUGCAAGUUGACAACAAUGAUCCAAAUGAUGAUUCUUGUGGAAUCUGUGGUGAUGGGGGUGAAUUGAUUUGCUGUGACAACUGUCCUUCUACUUUCCAUCAAGCUUGCUUGCUGACGGAGGACCUGCCUGAGGGCAAUUGGUAUUGUCCCAACUGCACAUGUCGAAUAUGUGGAUGCCUAGUUGACGACAAGAAGGCUGCAAGCUCUAAUGAUGCACUGAAGUGUUUGCAGUGUGAACACAAAUAUCACGAGUCAUGCAUGAAGGAAAAGAAUGUAGACCCGGAGAUAACUGAUGGGUGGUUAUGUGGUGAAGGCUGUCAAGAGGUUUACUCUGGGCUUCAUUCUCGUAUUGGUCUCAUCAACCAUAUUGAAGAUGGGUUCACUUGGACUCUGCUUAGAUGCAUUCACGAUGACCAGAAGGUUCGUUCUGCCCAAGGGUUUGCUCUUAAGGCAGAAUGCAACUCGAAACUGGCUGUUGCUCUGACUAUAAUGGAGGAAUGUUUUGUCUCCAUGCUGGAUCCAAGAACAGGAAUAGAUAUGAUACCUCAUGUUCUAUAUAAUUGGGGGUCAGAUUUUGCAAGGCUGAACUUUCAUGGCUUUUAUACCAUGGUCCUGGAGAAAGAUGAUGUGUUAAUAUCUGCUGCAUGUGUAAGGAUUCAUGGAAUAGCAGUUGCAGAGAUGCCCUUAAUUGCAACUUGUAGCCAAUAUAGGCGGCAGGGAAUGUGUCGACGCCUUAUGAUUGCUAUAGAGAAGCUGCUGGGGUCUUUUGGAGUGGAAAAACUUGUGAUAGCUGCCAUCCCAGAUUUGGUGCAGACAUGGACUGAAGGUUUUGGCUUCAAGAUUGUGGAAAAGGAUGAAAAGGAGGCACUUAACAAGAUCAACUUGAUGGUUUUUCCUGGAACAGUGCUGCUGAAAAAGAGCCUGUACACAAGUCAACAAGCUGAGGCACUAUCAGAAUGCGAGCUCACGACCAAGGCAGUACAACCUGCUGAAACCUGCUAUGCAAACAAUGAAGAAGCUGAUGCUAGGGAAGUCAGCCCCAAGGAAGGAGAGCUUUCGCGAGGAACUGAACUAACUAAUGAGAUAGGACAAGGAGUUUGCGAUACUGCACAGAAUUCUGCGUUAGCAGAUGAAACUUCUCACCUUCCUACGACAGCAGGAAUCUCUUCCGAAGAAGAGCCAGCCAUCAACUGUCUGCUCCCUUCUGAGGAAAACCUUUGCGAGGAUGGGGCGAAGGGCGUAGAAGAAUCAUCCAAAUUUUGUCAGACAGAUACCGCCGAGUCUGAACAGGUAUCAGAAAGUACCUGUCGUGCUAGCUUAGUUAGUCGUAUGGAUACCGAGGAUUUGCUAGUAGUUGUAGGACAAGAAACUAGCUCGCAGGAUCAAUUUUCGAAGCCGUCCUGCGAUGACCCCCUCAUGUCCCCCGGGGAGAAGGAAAAGCAAACCAGCAGAAGGCGUUGCAAUGUCGAUACCAUGCUGGUGUAUGACCAGACACAGCUCUCCUGUGGGGAAGAAGCCCGGAAAGCUUGUGAAUUGUAUGGGAAGUGAUAAAAAUUAUAAGCAAAUGUAAAUAUGCUGAUCUAGUCUUUUGGGUUU
Molecule: messenger RNA, 4800 nt
Organism: Syzygium oleosum
Lineage: Eukaryota; Viridiplantae; Streptophyta; Magnoliopsida; Myrtales; Myrtaceae
Product: increased DNA methylation 1
Exons: 10
Coding region: 469-4752 (1427 amino acids)
Molecular function (GO): acyltransferase activity, transferring groups other than amino-acyl groups
Source: RefSeq, a predicted model, not a curated record